AUGGGUAAUGCACCAGCUAAAGAGACAAGAUCUGCAUCGAGCUCCUUUUCCAAGGAUAACUUGUCAACGUCCAGGUCUUUGGUUGGGCUUUCAAAGAAGAAGAAGGAAAAAGACAGAGAAAAGCGUAGACUAAAAGAGGAACACAUGCUUGAUCUUAUUGUUCGCUACCAAGAGAAUGUCGAUGGUGGGUUUUUGGCCCCUUAUGGAAAUUACAAAGGAGGCUUAAAUUAUAAGACUUCAAUAGUUCGAGAACUAAUCACAAACAGAAGGCUUUCACCAUUUUAUACACCGCUACAGGACUACGAUGAAAAUUGGACGGAUGAUGAGUUAUUAAAGGCUCUUCGGUCUUUGCCAUUACAUGCCCCGGUUGAAAAUAUAGACCCAGAAGAAGAAGAAGAUCCAGACGACCACAAGAUUCAUCAGAGUGCAGGUUCAAUACGAAGAAAGGAACAAAAAGCCUUCAAAAGGAGUUUAGCCGAAACAGCUGUCAAAUUGCAGCUUGAGGCAGAAACUCGCUAUAACAGGGAUAAGUCAACUAGCGAGAUGGGAAUAAAAACUUUCCCAAAUAUUCCCUCUGAUGAUUUGCUCCUUGCUCUUUAUCGUGGUGCAAUUGAGUGUCCAAUAUGCUUCCUUUAUUAUCCGACUAAUCUGAAUCUAUCUAGAUGCUGUGUGCAACCAAUAUGCACAGAAUGUUUCGUUCAACUCAAGCGUCUUGAUCCUCACCCGCCUCAUGAUGAAGGUGAUACUCCAAAUGUAACUGAUAAUCAAGAAACCAGCAGUGAAGAACUCAUAAGUGAACCUGUGAACUGUCCAUUUUGUGCAAUGGCAGACUUCGGUGUUACCUAUCAUGCGCCAAAUAUCUGGACAGGUAUCGGAGGCAGACCACCAAGAGACUUCCAGUUUUCCACACCUGUCAUCCAAGAAGAUCCGGGAUUCCCUGAUACUCACCCGAUUUCUGAUUCUGCCAGACGUACAUCACUAAGCUACGUUAUGACCAAGUCGCAUUCAGCUUCUGGUACAUCACCCAAAAAAUCAACUAUAUUAUCUGACGCAUCUGGGGUCGUUCCUAACUCUGAUGACUCAACUUCGUUCAAUGUAAACCGAAGCGAACCAGACUCAAACCCCAAAAAUUAUUUAUCCGCUGCUCCAGCUAGACAAAGGCGAGGUUCCCUUCCCGCUACUGCCCCUGGUGUUAUUACCGUUGAUUUUAUCCGCCCUGAUUGGGAGCAACGACUGUUGAAUGCAAAGUCCAAAUUGGCAAAGCGCUCUGCUGCCGCAACUGCACUCCAUGCAUCUUCUUUGAUUUACGAAAGGCGGAGGCCCUCCUCCGAACCACUGGAAAGGUAUGAUGGCGGUUCACAAAGAAGAAGUAGUUUAUUGAACAGAAACUCGCAUUCCGACCAUCUGCACAUUGAGGAGCGAAUGAUUGAAGAAGCAUUGAGAUUAUCCUUGCUAGAUGAGGAGGAAAGAAAAUUGAAAGAACGGCUCAAGAAACAUGGUGCGAAUGCAUGA
Molecule: messenger RNA, 1512 nt
Organism: Ogataea philodendri
Lineage: Eukaryota; Fungi; Ascomycota; Pichiomycetes; Pichiales; Pichiaceae
Exons: 1
Coding region: 1-1512 (503 amino acids)
Cellular component (GO): cytoplasm
Source: RefSeq, a predicted model, not a curated record